Messenger RNA from Hydractinia symbiolongicarpus, 4242 nucleotides. RefSeq names its product tax1-binding protein 1-like. The record is from RefSeq and is a predicted model, not a curated record. Bases 143 to 2818 code for a protein of 891 amino acids. Lineage: Eukaryota; Metazoa; Cnidaria; Hydrozoa; Anthoathecata; Hydractiniidae. The transcript has 3 exons.
AAAUUUGUUGGCGUAAUAAAAUUCGAAAGUUCGUUAUUAAUCAUCAGCAAUAUUUAAAUGCAAAUAAGUGCUUUAAAUGUGAAAUACCUUAUCCCUAACGGAUAAGAAUAAUAUGUAUAUCUUUCUUUAAUCACAACAAAAUAUGGAAGAUUCUGUUAUGGACUCGUUUGAUGGGGUUAUAUUUCAUAAUGUCAGGGAAUAUUGCUCUGCAAAUGAUGUUAUUACCUGUCACUUUGCAGUAAAAGAAAAUUGUGAUAUUAAUGUUCCUAGUGAUUGUUAUGUUGGUUUAUUUCAUGUUGGUUGGAACACCCUAUCCAGCUGUUUAACUAGGAAAAGUUUUACUUUGGUUGAGCAUUUGACAAGUGGUUUAUACAGUUUGGAAUUCCAUGCGAAUGAAACACCAAAAGCAAAUUAUGAUGAGUUUUACCAAUUUUGUUUUUUUAAUGAGAAAACAGAAGUUGUUUUUGGUGCUAGUUGUCCGUUUCAAAUAUGUGAUUUAAAGCAUAUGGAAUCGUUUACCCCAGUAGGUCAUGAAGAUGUUUGGUGGGCUUCUCGAAACCCAAAUCCUGUUGAUGAAGAUGUUGAUGAUACCGUGUUGAUUCACAACAAAACAACAAUGCUGGAAGAAUCAUUAGCCAAAACUGUUGAAGAAAACGAAUUACUGAAAACCAUAAAACAAAAGUUUGAAGCAGAUCUAGCAAAAUGCUGCAUGGAUAAAGAAAAAUACAUAAAGGAAUCAGAAGAAGAGAUGAUCGAGUUACGAGAGAAAGUUAAAUUUCAGCAAGAUCGGUCUAAUAUUUUUGAACAAAGUUUGGCAGAUUCAGACGAGAUCAUAAAUCACCUUAAUGGAAAAAUUAGGGACCUAAAUGAAUAUGUUGCAGAGUAUGCUGAAAAGUUGAAAACCAAUGAAAAAUCAUUUGCAGAAAUUUCGAACGAAUACAAGGCAGUUAUGAUGGAAAAAGAAAUUUUGAUUAACAAAUUGACUGAAAGUAUACAACUUAAUGAAGAAGAAAUUAAGAAAUCUUUGGAUUUAGAAGAAAAGUUUAAGACACACCUCCAGGAAUUUGAAGCCAUAAAAAAGAAGCUGGAGUAUGAAAAGAGUGCUAAUGCUAAUCUUGAAUUGGAGUAUCAAGAUAUGGUAUCAUCCUUUACAAAGCAGAUUGAAGCAUUGUCUAAGGAAAACAGUGAUUCUAAAGAGCUACAUGAUAGAAUUGCUGAUAUGGAUAACAAGUUAAAUGCGGAAAAGAAGAAAAACUCAUCCUUGUUAAUUGAUGUGAACAACUUGGAGACAGCGCUGGAAAAUGCAGAAGCCAAACAGAAAAAAGGACAGCUUACCUUCCAAUCUGAAAAGUCCAGGCUUUUGGAAAUCAUUGAAGAAAGAUCUAAUUUUAUUCAGCAACUGAACAAUGAAAAGGAAGAGUUACUAAAGAAAUUAAAGGAAGAAGAGAAAAAGUGUUUGAAAAUGAUUGAAAAGAAUAGAGAUGUGGUUUCUAAAAUGGAAAGCAAAAUAGAUAAAUCGGAAUCAACUUUUUCUAGUGUGAAAUCGGAUUUGAUAAAGCAGCAGGAAGAAUUUUCUAAGAUAAUUGGGGAAAAAGAUGCAUAUAUUGGUGAGUUGGAAGAAAAUUUGAUAUCUUUAAAAUCCAAAGUUGCUGAAUUACAUGAAGUUAUUGGAGAGCAACAAAAAAAUGCAAGUAAAUCAAUUGCAGAAUUUAAAGCCAAGGAAACUGAACUUCAUCAGCUCCUUGAAGAAUUAAAUUCUAAGCAAAACUUGUCUAAGAAACCUGCUAAGUCACGAAGUAAUGGAUCUCUUCAUGCUCUUCAAAUUGCAACUGCUCAUAUGCAAAAACAAGUAACAAAUUUGAAAAAGGAAAAAGAUUCCUUUCAAAAAAUGUUUAACCAGCAACACCUUGGUGGUGAUGUUGGUACACAAGAAUUAAGAAGAGUAAAUGAAGAAAUGAGAUUACGACUGCACUUAGGAAAAGAAAAAUACAAGGAAAAGUAUUUUGAGUGCCAGCACUUGCAGAUGGAACUUGAACAACUGAGAAAUGAAAAAAAACAAAAUAACAUGAAUAAUGUACAUGAAGGAGAGAAGACUGAGAUGGAAUAUGUUGCAGCACAUUUUGUUGAACAGAUGAAAGUACAACACAGUCAGGAGCUAGAUAAACUGAAGUCAGAAAAAGAAGUGUUGGAAAAGAAGUAUUCCGAAGCUCAAAACAAUUUGACCAAAUCUGAACAAGAGGUGUCAGACCUCUCGAAGGAUGUUGAGGGAAUGAAAGUUAAAACAAAGAAACUUGCUGAGCAUUAUGAAGGGAAGAUUAAGUUAAUGGUGGAAGAAAAUGGGGUGUUAAAGAAGCAAAGAGAUGCUGUAUUGGUAGGAGAUUCCAACAUAAAAUUAAUGACACAAGAAAAACCUGUUGAGCAAGAGACAUUGAAAUCGUGUGAUGCAAUCUACCAUCCUCCUUCUGGAGAGGAGAAGCGCGUAAUUCAUCAGCAGCCUGAUGCGUGGAACGAAAUCAUGUAUCCUCCCAGCUUAAAUGUUAUCAGUGGUAGAAAUAAGAAUGCUUGGCUUCCUGGUGCUGUUCCAACAAGUCACAUCAAAGCAAAAGAUAUAUCAGGAAAAUAUGACGCUCCACUAACGCAAGUAAUACCAAGACAUGAAAGCAGACAGACUGUCCUCACUGGGCGUGGUAAAACAGUCGAUUCAAGUUAUCAAAAACCAACGUAUCAAUGUCCAGUUUGUAACAUGGCAUUCCCGCCUGGUUUUUCUGAUGUGUCUGCUACUCAUCAUGUAAACAGUCACUUUAACGACAAAAAAUAAUUUUGUUCCAUUGUUAAUAUUAUUUUAUUGAUUUACAUUUUUUUUUUAUAAAAGUAAAUUUUUCCACUCAUAUUUUGGGAAGUCUUUUCUAAAAUAGUUCAAUGCAUUAACAACAAAACCAUCUAAAAAUUUGUAUUGGUAUAUAAUCAAGUUCUAGAACGAAAACUGCAUAAAACAUGUCAAUACUUCGCAUGAUAAUUUUCGAAGAAUUGCAAUUUCAGGGUUGUUUUCAAUCUUCUAAACACAGUUUUUAAAACACAAAUUUUUUGUUAGAGCAAUAUCAAGACUUGUUAUGAAUGCACGUUACUAUAAAAUAUUUUCUUAACAUUUAGCUGAUCAGAAAGAUGUUUGAAUGUGUUUGUGUUUAUUAAACACUAAUAUAGUUUUGUGGGUAAGACAUUUUUAGAUAAAGCAGGGUGCAGGGGGUGUGGCGAAAUGAAAAGAGUAAUUUUCGAACAUAUUUAAAUCUAUUUGAAAGAAAUUCAUGUUGUUUAUUAUCUAAUUAUAUACUUUAAAUGAUUAUCACUUAACAACAUGGCAAAAAAAUAAUUAAUAAUUGACCUUUUUUUUCUUCUGUUUUAUUGUUUAACAUAUUUUUCUGCCAUUUAUCCAUUUCUAACAGAUUUUAUGAGUUAAGAUUUUAUUACUUUUUCUGUUGAGUUUUUUUCCGCUUAUAUGAAAGUAAAAGGUCUUACUGUAAGUGUUGAUUGAAGAUCAUAUUUGUUAAAAGGAGGACAUUAUAAAAAAGGUUGUGAUAUUUUGCAUGUGUAUAGUUAUCCAUGUAUAAUAUCCAGUAAAAAAGACUCAACUGAUUUCGUUUUAACGAUAAAAUUUCAUUUUGACGAAGAAAUCUUUUCUGACAUGUUCUUAAGAUUAAGUUUGUUAUAAAAUCUUUAAGUUAGAUAAGCGGUAAUGUUGAUUUUUUCUCACUUGGUUCAUAGGACACGCUUUUUUAAUAAUCAACAUUAAUUUUUUUUGUGUGUGAUUCUUGUCACUAAAUUUUUUACUAAAAUGAAAUAUUGUAUUUCUUAAUACACCAUCUAAUUAAGCUUAAGCAUAAUAAAGUCAAUAUUCGCAAAAAUGUUUAAAUUUUGUUAGACUUCAAGUCCAGUUGUUGCUCAUUAAAAAUGCGUGUAGUCUUUUAGAUGCACUAUAAUAUGGUUUUAUUAGGUUAGAACAAGAUUACCAUUAAUGCCACAGCUCAAACGUUACACAUAAAUUACGCAUGUCAAUUCGCUCUUCUAAUUGGUUCAGAAUUUCCGCUACACAAAUUUGGAGAAUAAAUUGCUAUCUCCCCGAGAUUUCGAAGCAGAUAUAUUAAUGGGAAUCCGACUAGAGUCAUUAUACAUAGUUGCAUUGGAAUUAUUUUUUAAUUUUUUUUUAGUUGAUAGUAUUAUUAAUACAUAACUAAAUAAAAAAAAUCA